AUGGAUACCAUGUCCGUCGUUACGGGCUCAUCAGGUUGCACAAACAAUGCGACAUUUCAGUUAUCAGAUGUGUCCAGGGACGACCUGACGGACCCGAUCGCCGAAGCUGUCUUCAACUUCAUCUCAUUGUACAUCACCCCAUUCAUCCUUGGCCCAGGUCUCAUUGGCAACACACUUUCCAUGUUAGUGAUGCAACGUCCACGCUAUGCAACCUCGUCCACCUGGGUAUAUUUACGAUUCCUGGCAUUCUGGGACAACAUGUUUAUAAUAUUCUACGGGAUUCAGGGCUACAUAUCCAAAUUCGUCCCACUUCAGAUGCUUUGGGGAAGUUUCUUCUGUAAAGAGUAUUACUAUUUCGCCGGGGCAUCUAAUUCGAGCUACUACGGCGUCUUAUUCAUGACCGUGGAUCGGUUUUGUGCCGUUCACUGGCCCUUAAGGGCGGCAACCUUGUGUACUAAGAAGAAGGCCAAGAUAACAUGCGUGUGUAUAUCAUUUCUUAUGAUGCUCGCGUUCUCGCCUCAACUCACGCGAGAAAUGUUAACAGAUGCGAGUCUGGCCGACAGGGAUCGCUGCCCGACGAAACCAAGAUGGUUGGAAGAGCCCAUGUAUAUCUUCCUGACCAUAUUCAUCAUGAUGGCUUCGCCAAUUCUUGUGUUUAUUUUCAAUAUCCUCAUCCUGUCUGCUAUUAGGCGGAACCGGAAGGAACGAAGUGAAAUGACAGGAAGUCAACAGAAAGGCAAUUCAAAAGAGACAAACAUGGACGCAUUGCUUCUCGCCGUAUCAUGGGCGUUCUGCGCAUGCUUGUUCCCGUUCACUCUGGAUUAUUUCACUUUCAAUUAUAUCGCGAAACCCGUUACGUCAAAUCAGGUAAUGGUAAGGAAGUUAUGUUACGAGUUUGUUCGCUUGCUUAUCUUAACCAACAGCAGUAUUAACUUCUAUCUUUACUGUCUCUCGUCGUCAAAGUUUCGUCUGGAUCUCCUAGAGAUUUUCAAGGGAAACAUCGGAAGGAAGGAAACAGCUAAUUCUUGUAACGUGUCUUCAGCCAGGCUCAAACAAUGA
Lineus longissimus is the source of this 1059-nucleotide messenger RNA. Its product is annotated as galanin receptor 2b-like. Gene Ontology annotation, cellular component: plasma membrane. Gene Ontology annotation, molecular function: G protein-coupled receptor activity. The transcript has a single exon. The record is from RefSeq and is a predicted model, not a curated record. Gene Ontology annotation, biological process: G protein-coupled receptor signaling pathway. Bases 1 to 1059 code for a protein of 352 amino acids. Lineage: Eukaryota; Metazoa; Nemertea; Pilidiophora; Heteronemertea; Lineidae.